CUUCUCUCCGUCUGUGCUUUUGCAUUACAACUACCUGCGUGCCUUUGGGAGAAAGGAGGAGUAAGGGGAACGGGGCAGGCAAAGAGAGCUAUUUGCGCAGGCGCAAAAAACCGGGAGGCUGAAGAGCGAAUCAUAACGUAGGAAACAAAACUGCCGGCUUUCAAAUCCUCCGCCUCCCUUAACGCCAUCGUUUUCGCAGGCUGUGGUUGCGGUAGUAGCUGCAACGUGACAGGCUGGAAUCAAACGCUUCGCAGCACCCUUCCCAACUGGUAAUCGGUAAAGGUUGGCACAAUCCAGAAAUGGCAUCAGAAGACAUUACUAAGCUGGCAGAGUCCCUUGCUAAAACCCAAGUGGGCGGAGGGCAGCUGAGCUUCAAAGGCAAGAGUCUGAAGCUCAAUACUGCGGAAGAUGCUGAAGAAGUGAUUAAAGAGAUUGAAGAGUUCGAUGGGCUGGAAGCACUGCGCCUUGAAGGCAACACUGUGGGGGUGGAGGCAGCAAAGGUCAUUGCCAAGGCUCUGGAGAAGAAAUCUCAGCUCAAGAGGUGUCAUUGGAGUGAUAUGUUUACUGGGAGACUGCGGUCUGAAAUUCCCCCUGCUCUGAUCUCUCUCGGAGAAGCCCUUGUUUCUGCUGGCUGCCAGCUGAUUGAGCUGGAUCUGAGCGACAAUGCCUUUGGACCAGAUGGGGUGCGUGGAUUUGAGGCACUUCUGAAAAGCCCUGCCUGUUUCAGCCUGCAGGAACUUAAGCUAAACAAUUGUGGAAUGGGCAUUGGUGGCGGCAAGAUCUUGGCAGCAGCUUUGAAAGAGUGUCACAGGAAGUCAAGUGCUCAAGGCAAGCCUUUGGCUUUGAAAGUAUUUGUGGCUGGCAGGAACCGCCUGGAAAAUGAUGGUGCAACUGCUCUUGCUGAGGCAUUCAGAGUUAUAGGGACUCUGGAAGAAGUUCAUAUGCCACAAAAUGGAAUCAACCACCCAGGAAUUACAGCCUUAGCUCAGGCGUUUGCUGUCAAUCCAUUACUGAGGGUGAUCAACCUGAAUGAUAACACUUUUACAGAGAAGGGAGCUGUAGCCAUGGCGGAGACCCUGAAGAAACUUCGACAAGUGGAAGCGAUCAACUUUGGUGACUGCCUGGUGCGUUCAAAGGGUGCUGUUGCCAUUGCUGAAGCUGUUAAUGAAGGACUCCAUAAGCUAAAGGAACUCAACUUGUCCUUCUGUGAAAUCAAGCGAGAUGCUGCUCUAAUUAUCGCUGAGGCUACUGAGGACAAGUCAGAGUUAGAGAAGCUGGAUCUCAAUGGCAACUGUUUUGGAGAGGAGGGCUGUGAACAACUCCAGGAGAUCCUUGAAGGCUUCAACAUGGCAGAAGUGCUUGGAUCUCUGAGUGAUGAUGAAGGAGAAGAUGAUGACGAUGAUGACGAUGAUGACGAUGAGGAGGAGGAGGAGGAGGAGGAAGAAGAGGAGGAAGAAGAGGAGGAGGAGGAGCCACCUCAGGUGCAGGAGAGAGGCCAAGGAGAACAAGAAUCAUUGACACCUAAAAAAAUCAUAGAGGCACAUGAUUCUACUCCAGUGGUUUCUCCUCCUCUUCCUCCUGUGGAUGUUGGCACUUUUCUUGCUUUUCCAUCCCCAGAGAAACUGUUGCGACUGGGCCCCAAGUGUUCUAGCUUGAUAGCUCAGCAGACAGAUACAUCUGACACAGAGAAAGUAGUUAUUGUUUUUCUGAAGAUAUCUUCUGUGUUCAAAGAUGAGCCAACAGUGAAAACAGCAGUGAAUGAAACGACAGAUGCCUUGAUGAGAGAAGCCUUUUCAUCGGCAACCUUCAAUUCUGAUGCUUUCAUUACCAGCCUCCUGAUUCACAUGGGAUUGCUCAAGAGUGAAGAGAAGAUCAAGGCUGUUCCAAGCCUUUAUGGCCCUCUGAUGACUUUGAACCAUAUGGUCCAGCAGGAUUAUUUCCCUAAGUCUCUUGUCCCAGUUCUCUUGGCCUUUGUCACAAAACCCAACCGUGCUUUGGAUUCCUGUUCUUUUGCCCGACACUUGCUGUUACAAACCCUCCACCAGCUGUAAUACACAGGCAGCUGUGCCCUUCCCCAUCAUAGGACUGCUGUCAGAGUCUCUGAGAUGGAGAGCAGACAAAGACACCACAACUUAUGGAUGAAACACUCUUCCUGUCUUGCCACCAGGAUGUCUCGCUAUCUUCUGCUAUAACAAUCUUUGAGGAACUCUGCCAAGUGGUUUUUAAAAUGUUUUUGUGGGUUUUUUUGGGGGGGGGGGUUAAGCUCCCUGUUUCCAAAGUGAACUCUGUCUUCCCCAGUGUAAUUUUUUUGUGUUUUUUCUUUGUCUGAGGUUAGUCCUCCCUAACUGUUCUGCAUUCUUUGUUUCUAAGUUCUACUGUUAGAGCUUUGGAGUCAUCAAAUGGCUCAAACUGUACUGUUUGUCUGUCAGAGGACCACCUCUCUUGGGUAACAGAAAAUUCUAAUGCCAGCUUUAUUACUGUGCUAUGCUAUGUGCUUGGUGCUGGGAUUUUUUUCUUCCAGGUCUAGGCCAGCACCAGGUAUAAAGGCACUAUUUUUGCUGUUUCUCAGAAUCGUGGGGUGUGAUAGUUGUGUGGAAUGUGACAUAUAUCCCUAACUGGGGAUAUUUCACCAGUUCAUGAGUGAUCUUUCACCACUAUUCACUGAUGUUUCUGUAGGACUGAUUCUGGUAGCCUAUAAGAAGACUAUUUUUUCACACAUAUACACAUGCCCAAUUAAAAUAGGUUUGAUUCAUAAUAAGCAUAAUCAACAUUGGCUCUCCUUGGAAUCUUGCUGUUUAUACGUUGUCUUCCUGCUACCCCUUGAGUGAAUGAUUGCUUAUGGAUUGUUAGAUUUUUAUCAAGCUUGUGAGUGGAGAUUUCAUAAGUGGAAAUUGGCCUCAUUGAGCAGAUGCAGAACUGGAAAUGAGCAAGUUCUUCAUAUAAUUCAGUAACACUGACUUUCUCAUUUUUAGUUAUACUUCAUAGGUCCAAUUCCGUUAUCUUUCAGUUAUUUUCCAUUUACAAUGUUGAAAGUUCUUAGCACAUCUGCACUAGAUUGGUUUUUAAGGGGCUACUUCAAAAUGUGAAGAGAGGGGAACAUGUUGUAAAUUAGUUUCUUAUACCUCUGACUUUCUCCAGCUACCAUUGCACCCACGCAACAGUACUCUUUUAUUCAAUUGGGAGAAAACCCAUCUUUAAGAGAAUUUCCUGGGCAAGUUCAACAUGAAAGAGCAAAAUUUAGGCAACUGCCAUUCAUUUCAAGGGGCUUGCACAGGAGCCAUUCCUAGUGGGUUGUUUGAACAAGAGGACUUAGGAACUAGGAUAUCCCUACUUCCCUAUACAAGUGAGUGGUGCUUCAUAGUGUGUACUGUUUGCAUAACAUUUAUAUUGCAACUCUUUGCUAAAAAAGAAAACUUCAAUAUUGUAACUUAAGAGUGGUCUCUCUUUUUUAUUCCCCCAGGGGCUACUUUUGUCAUUAUUAAAAACUUUCAGCUGUAAUAUUUAACUGCUAACUGAAUACUACAGUUGUUUACCUUUUUUUAAAUUCACUGAAGUAAUGAGACUGACUCUCUUUUCCAUCUUGAUGCUGCAAAUUAUUUAUAAUGAAACAAAGGGACAGUUCUACCAGAAACGUCUAUGAGAUUGAAUCACCCACACUCAUUUUAUUUAAUAAAUGUAAUAUUCCAUCUUUAAAAAAAAAUGGUCAAGGUGGUUUCCAAAAAGUACCACUAUUGUCAUGCCAUUGUUAUUUUUGGUCAAACAGUUUUGUAGUGCUUUAAAACCCUAUAAACCCUGUUUGGAAUAGAUACUAAAGCAGAACAAAGGAAAGGAAUGUGUGCAUUAUGUGCAACAACACCUCUUGUUUUACUGUCAAUGCUCCUAAAAACUAUUGCUCACCUCUAGCCUUAGAUAAAGAGCCAAACCCUCAUAUUUAUUGCAUAGAAGAUCUGUGACUAGUCUCCCAAUUUACUUUUUUAUGGAAAUAUAACUGGGGGAAGGGAGCUGAAAAUUUGAUGAGAGCAACCGUGUCACUUGCUCCCUACAGGCUGCUUUUUUGCAAUUGAAAUAUCUUCCUCGCUGCUUAUAGGGGGAUGUUUGGUUUUCACACCCAGGCAUGAAAGAAGUAUGGAUGCAAUUUGUAUUAUAAAAAUGGCCUGUGGGGAAGGGGUAACCACCCAAUUUCCUCCCAUCAUUAUGAGCUGAAUCACAGUCCCCAAAGGCUGCCUUUCAGUAAAAUUAAAAUGCUAGGAGACUAAUUGUAGAUCUUAAACAUAAUGUUUAAUCUGACCUUAAAUCUGAACACCAAGGAUGUGUUCCAUCACACAUUACCUGGAUGAAUGUUUGGCCCACAUGGCAGAAACCUAACUUGCAUCAUUAAAAAAUAAACUGAAUAA
Messenger RNA from Rhineura floridana, 4394 nucleotides. RefSeq names its product Ran GTPase activating protein 1 (gene RANGAP1). The record is from RefSeq and is a predicted model, not a curated record. The transcript has 16 exons. Gene Ontology annotation, biological process: activation of GTPase activity; signal transduction; nucleocytoplasmic transport. The coding region runs from base 300 to 2051 and encodes 583 amino acids. Gene Ontology annotation, cellular component: cytosol; perinuclear region of cytoplasm; nucleus. NCBI's taxonomy places the organism in Eukaryota, Metazoa, Chordata, Lepidosauria, Squamata, Rhineuridae. Gene Ontology annotation, molecular function: GTPase activator activity; small GTPase binding.